UCUUACGGUGUUGAAUGUCUACAACAGCUGCAACAUAUCCCCUUUUCCACUCAAACUUUUUUUGUUCACGUUACCUCGAAACUUGUCCAAAAGAUGAACUACACGGCAUUCAACGACACCGAGUCUACCGGUUUGCUCUCCAACAGUAGCGAUGGUUUCUUCAAGUGUUGCAACGUCUCCUCGUCGGUGGUCACGGAUAGCGGCUUUGAGGCAACCGUCUUGGAUGAGCGUAACUUUUUCAUGACGCGCGUGGUUCAGAUAGCCGUCAUGUGCGUGCUGUCCCUCACCGUGGUGUUCGGGAUCUUCUUCCUCGGCUGCAACUUGCUCAUUAAAUCCCAGGGCAUGAUCAACUUUCUCAUGACGGACAGGAGACCCUCCAAAGACGUCGAGGCGGUCAUUGUUGGCACUUACUAAAGAUGAAAUGACAGAAAACGGGGAGAUUUUGGUUUCUGAGGACGAGGUUGAAUGAACGCACAAUUGAAUUGAUUUUUUCCCACCAUGCCAUUUUUAGCACCCGUGGACACAAGGGAUGCAAUGUUUAGCUAAAGACAGAGACAUACAUGCAUGACAAAAAAACCUUCUCUUACUCAAAUCAGCUCUUUACUUCUGGAGAGGGGGGUUAAUGCAUCUCUCAAUCUUACAUAAUUUGAAGAUGAUUUCCAAGCCGGGCUCGGGCUUACUCGUUUUGAAUGUAUUCCUUGUGUGAAUGGAAGGACAUGAUAGAUAGGCUGCUGUCUUUGUAUAGGAAUUGUUCAUCAUUGCCAUUUGGAGAUUGUGUAAUAUUUAACUUUUUCAAGAUUUUUUGGGCAUUAAGUGAAAAUAAUGUCCCUGCAAUGUAGCCUAAGAUCAACGUUCACGUCUUAAAAAGCAUUUGUAUUCUUG
This is a messenger RNA of Engraulis encrasicolus (European anchovy), 882 nucleotides long. RefSeq names its product reprimo, TP53 dependent G2 arrest mediator candidate b (gene rprmb). The record is from RefSeq and is a predicted model, not a curated record. The transcript has a single exon. Bases 94 to 414 code for a protein of 106 amino acids. NCBI's taxonomy places the organism in Eukaryota, Metazoa, Chordata, Actinopteri, Clupeiformes, Engraulidae.